Messenger RNA from Sparassis crispa, 234 nucleotides. RefSeq lists its product as hypothetical. Lineage: Eukaryota; Fungi; Basidiomycota; Agaricomycetes; Polyporales; Sparassidaceae. The transcript has a single exon. The record is from RefSeq and is a predicted model, not a curated record. The coding region runs from base 1 to 234 and encodes 77 amino acids.
AUGAUCCGCAGAAAUCCGACCCUGAUCGCCAUGAGCGAUGUCGACGUGCAGCAGGUGCGGGAUGCAGUGGCCAAGCACAAGGGGGAGAGUCCUGUGACACCGGCACAACCGAGCUCUUCCUCUGCGGUUCCUAGUGGCGUACUUCAGCCCUUAAGCCAACCAUUUGUUGCAGCGGAGGAUGCGAAGAGGAAACGGGAGGCCAUGACCAGGGAUGAGCGGCUAGGUCUGGCGUGA